AUCGUCUCUCGGGGGGGGGAGCUGUCUCUGCCGACAUUGGGGGCUUCCCCCUGCUCCCUCCACCCCCCCAUCUGGCUCACCCCCAAAAUGAAAUAGGGCCCCUUGCUCCACGCGGGGUGGGUUGGCGCUGAAUGGCCCCCCUGCUAAGAUGCUGGCCCCCCCCCUGAAGCGAAGCGGACUCUGACGUCGCCUGGAUUGGGGGGGAUCCCGCCAUGGGGGACGCGGAAGAGAGGCUGGUUUGGGGGACAAACAGAGGGGACGGACGUCAGACGCCUCCCGGGCAGCUGGGAGUCUCCCCAGGGGGGGACGAGGAUGAGGCAGGGGCGGCUGUUUCGGGAGGAGCGUGUGAGGGCGAGGAGCCCAGGACACCCCCAAAAGUGGUAGGAGAGGAGGAGGAGGAGGAGGAAGAGCUGGACCCCAGGAUACAGGAGGAGCUGGAGCAUCUCAACCAGGCUAAUGAGGAGAUCAACCGGGUGGAGCUCCAGCUGGAUGAAGCCCGCACCGCCUAUCGCCGGAUCCUCUCCGAAUCGGCGAGGAAGCUCAACGCCCAAGGUUCCCAGUUGGGCAACUGCAUCGAGAAAGCUCGACCUUACUAUGAAGCCCGGCGCCUUGCCAAGGAGGCUCAGCAGGAGACGCAGAAAGCGGCGUUGCGGUACGAGCGAGCCGUCAGCAUGCACAACGCCGCUCGCGAGAUGGUUUUCGUGGCAGAGCAGGGGGUCAUGGCCGACAAGAACCGUUUGGAUCCCACCUGGCAGGAGAUGCUCAACCAUGCUACGUGCAAAGUCAAUGAGGCGGAGGAAGAGCGGCUGCGGAGCGAGCGGGAGCACCAGCGCGUGACCCAGCUGUGUCAGCAAGCCGAGGCCAAGGUCCAAGCCCUCCAGAAGUCCCUCAAGCGCGUCAUUGUUAAGAGCAAGCCUUAUUUUGAGCUGAAAGCCCAGUUCAACCAGAUCCUCGAGGAGCACAAGGCCAAGGUGACGGCGCUGGAGCGGUUGGUGUCGCAAGCCAAGACGCGUUAUUCGGUGGCCCUGCGUAACCUGGAACAGAUCAGCGAACAGAUCCACGCUCGACGUCUCCAACGCCUCAUCGUUCGUCGAGCUUCGCCGGUGGGAGCCGAAGCCAGUCCUCAACACGCCGGUACCGAGGUGGGGGUGACAGAAGGGACACAUUUGGGGGCCGAGUGCCCCCCAGCCGACACGCUUUCGGUGCUCAGCCUUCAAACCAUCGCCUCCGACCUGCAGAAGUUCGACUCGGUCGAACAUUUAUUGGGCUUGUCGGACGCUACCAGCCUCAACAGCGACGAGCUGGAGGAACGAGAGCAACGCCGGGGCGGGCAGGGUCACUUCAAACAUCACCGAAGCAUCAGCCUUUAGCCUCCGCCACCCCGAGCCUGCCCCCUCCCGUGGCUUCUCCCCUCCCUGGGGAACCCCAAAAAGACGGAGCGGGGUCGGUGCGUGCCGCCGUUAUCUCCCGCAGAGGCUGCAGGGGGGAGGACGGAGCUGAUGGGGUGACGCUUGGAAGCCCCUUGUUGACAAAGGUGACGCCGUCGGGGGCCAAAAUCUGGGGGGUUGUUGGUGUUCACCCCUCUGAAUUUGGUGGAUGAAGUGUGGGCGGGGCGGCGGGAGCCAUGUCCCAUGGGGCUGUGUGUGGCCGGCAUUGGGAUACUGAGUUAAGCUGCCUGUUGGGUGUUGACAGCGAGCAGCUGGGUGGGCAAGGCUGCUAACGAAGCUGCUAACAAAGCUGCUCAGUUGCGGCCCCUCCUCGAUGCAGGAGCUGCACCCCUAAAACACUUGGGGGGGGUGCCGUACCGGGAACCCUGCCCACUGGGAUUGGGGCGGGUGGGACACACAACAUCGCCUUACCUGUCCCUCCUCCUUUCACCCCAGCUCCGCCCCCCCCCCCCCCCCCCCAAAUUUCAGACUCUUAUUUGGGGUUAUUUUCCCCAUUUUCCAGCAAAAGGUGAGGCAGAAGCCAAAUUGCACUAACAAGACGGGGGGGCCCCACAGCUGUUUCGGGGUACUGUGGAGGGGGGGGGCUGUGGCCGUGCCAGGGCUGUGAUGAGAACUGCACCAGUUCGAGGCAGCCCCGGGGGUCGGUUGGAGUGUAUUUUCCGGCAAGUAAAAUUUAUCCCUCUCCUC
Molecule: messenger RNA, 2135 nt
Organism: Aquila chrysaetos chrysaetos
Lineage: Eukaryota; Metazoa; Chordata; Aves; Accipitriformes; Accipitridae
Gene: SH3BP5L
Product: SH3 binding domain protein 5 like
Exons: 6
Coding region: 213-1370 (385 amino acids)
Biological process (GO): negative regulation of protein tyrosine kinase activity; intracellular signal transduction
Cellular component (GO): cytoplasm
Molecular function (GO): protein kinase inhibitor activity
Source: RefSeq, a predicted model, not a curated record